Impatiens glandulifera is the source of this 2484-nucleotide messenger RNA. RefSeq lists its product as uncharacterized. Bases 1 to 2484 code for a protein of 827 amino acids. Gene Ontology annotation, biological process: negative regulation of DNA-templated transcription. The record is from RefSeq and is a predicted model, not a curated record. NCBI's taxonomy places the organism in Eukaryota, Viridiplantae, Streptophyta, Magnoliopsida, Ericales, Balsaminaceae. Gene Ontology annotation, molecular function: transcription corepressor activity; acyltransferase activity, transferring groups other than amino-acyl groups. The transcript is spliced from 12 exons.
AUGUAUUUAGUAAGGAUAGCUCAGUUGUUGCAAGUGCAGAAUUGGGGGUGCAAAAGACCCAAUUUACUAGCUUCGUCAAGUUUUAUAAAUGAAGAUGCAAAUUUGGUGACUCAAAGGCUUCGCGAGAUGUUUGAUGCUCAAUUCGAUGACGAUCAAGAACAUAGCGAUGUCUUGAAUCAAAGCGAUAUCCUAGUAAGUAGCGGCGGCCGUUCUAGACAACAUAAGAAAAGAAAAGAUAAUGGUUGGUCAAUUGCUGGAACAGACAUUGUGCCAUUUCAUAAGUUUGAUCCGGAUGUCGUGUAUAGAUAUUGUAAUUCCUCGAGUAAAGAUGGAGGAAAACGCGAUUUAAAAACUAGAGUUAGGCAGCAUUUGGCUUCACUUGGAUGGAAGAUCGAGUUUCAAAGAGAUGGAGAAAGAGACAUGAUUAGAAUGCGUUAUAUUUCGCCCCAAGGGAAAGUUUUCAUGUCACUUGUUCUUGUUUGUAAAGCUCUGUUGUCAUCCGUAAGUUUGCAUUCUCCGGUGGUGGUUUCGAAGAAGGUACAAGAAAACCAUGAAGAAGUUGUUUAUGAACGUGAAUAUAAUCAUGAAGCUUUGGCGGAGUAUAUUUCAAUCAAGAAAGAUGAUCAUGCUUGGUAUAAGAAGACUAAUGUUAAAGAUAUUCAAUUGAAAGUUCGAAAGCAUCUCUCUUUUCUUGGAUGGAAAUUUUGGUAUUCUACUAAAAGAGGUAAAAGGGAGUUACAAUAUUGUUCACCAAGAGGUAAGAUAGAUAUAUCUCUUAUAACAAUAUGCAAACAAUGUAUAAAUGAAGGAGUUGGUUUGUCAAGAUCGAAGGAAGUUGCUGUUCAACAUGAAAGCAUUGGGAAACCGCGAAAGGAUUCUGAACGUUUGAUUAGUAAAAGAGUUCGACAAGGAAAUUCAUCCACUUCUUCGUGUUCGAAUCCUCGAACUGUAUUGUCUUGGUUAAUAGACAAUAACGUGGUGUUACCUAGAGCUAAAGCGUAUUACAUUUCGAGAAAAGAUCAAAAUCAGUUAGCUGAAGGAAGGAUUACGCGGGAGGGAAUAAAGUGUUCUUGUUGUGAACAAGUUUUUACGUUAUCAAAAUUUGAGUCUCAUUCUGGCACAACUAGUCAUAGGCCUGCUGCCAAUAUAUUUCUAGACGAUGGAAGAUCCCUUUUGGAGUGCCAAUCGCAAUUGAGAAGACGCAAUGAGUUAAAGAGUUUGAAGACAAAGCCUAAAGAGACAACGAGUGAUGAUACUUCGGGUGAUAAUAGAAACGAUAACAUAUGCUCUAUCUGUCGCCAUGGUGGAGAGUUAGUUUUGUGUGAUAAAUGCCCGUCCUCGUAUCAUAUCGAAUGCCUUGGUCUUAAGGUUGUUCCUGACGACGAUUGGUUUUGCCCUUCGUGUUGUUGUGGAUCUUGUGGGAGGCAUAAAUUAUUUGAAGAUGCUAAUGAGGUGGAAAAUGAAAGUUUUCUCCAUUAUCAUGUGGAGUGCUUGAAGGAAAGGGCCCAUGCAAAUUCUGAAAAUGUUCCCAUAAAAAGUUGUUUUUGCAGCAAAAAAUGUGAAAUGAUAUUUUUGGAACUUGAGUCGCGUGUGGGAAAAUGUGUUUCGGUGGGUGAAAAUUUAACAUGGACAUUAUGGAAAUGUGGGUAUUCUAGUGAUGGUCAUGAUAAUGAAGGUGAAAGUUAUGGUAAGUUGAAUGUUGCUCUUAAUGUGAUGCACGAGUGUUUUGAACCUGUCAAAGACACAGUAACUGAAAGAGAUAUUGUUGAAGAUGUCAUAUUUUCUCGAAGAUACGAGUUGAGCCGUUUGAACUUUGAAGGAUUUUUCACUGUAAUUUUGGAGAAAAACGAUGAGUUAGUUUCAGUGGCUAACAUUAGGAUUCAUGGAGAGAAAGUUGCAGAAAUGCCACUUGUAGCUACAAGAUUUGAGUAUCGCAGAUCAGGAAUGUGUCGUAUCUUAAUUAAUGAAAUUGAGAAGAUGUUAAUGGAACUAGGUAUACAACAAAUUGUUCUACCAGCCAUUCCUAGUGUAGUGAACACGUGGAAAAACGCAUUUGGAUUUUCUGAAAUGACAGAACCUGAAAAAUUAAUGUUUCUGAAUCACACAUUCUUAAAUUUUGAAGGCACUAUCAUGUGUCAGAAACAGUUGCGAAACGAGUCGUUGAUCAAAGUACCGUUACUCCCUACUUCAGAAAACGUGACAGAAAUCUAUAAAGUAACAUUUGAAAGCAAUGAUAAACAUGAAUCUUCCUCAAACAAUUACAUUCCCCUACUUGUUGCAAAUGCAGAACUCGAGAUGGAGAAGUUCAAAUUUGAUCGAUUCGACAAGGAAUUCAACAUGGUGAAUGAAGUGAGUGAGGGCAUUACUAUUGAAGAAGGAAAGGAUCCACCUCUUAUGACAGAAGACAUGCAUGAAGAAAGAAUACAAGCUGUUGAAGCUUUGGGUGAUUCAUUUGUUUGUAAGCAUGUCUGUCUAUCUGUGUGA